This is a messenger RNA of Geosmithia morbida, 906 nucleotides long. Its product is annotated as protein of unknown function (DUF1989). NCBI's taxonomy places the organism in Eukaryota, Fungi, Ascomycota, Sordariomycetes, Hypocreales, Bionectriaceae. Bases 1 to 906 code for a protein of 301 amino acids. The transcript has 3 exons. The record is from RefSeq and is a predicted model, not a curated record.
AUGACAUCGCUAACCCCCGGAGACCGUUUCAAGAACCACACCGUUCCCGCCCCGGUGCCAGCCUACCUCCCAUCGGCGGCCGGGUCACCCCUGACGGUGGACAGGGAGGCCUACGACUCCAUCCAGGCCGCUCCGCGCGUUCUGGUGGAGGAGUUUACCCUGCCCAUCCGGUCUGGUAGGGCGUGGAAAGUUCCGGCCGGAUGUAUCGUGAACAUCAGUACACCCGAGGGACCUCAAGUGGGAGACCUAAACAUCUGGAAUCUUCAUAACCCCCGCGAACGCUUCUGGGCCAGCCGCACCCGCCAGCUCCAUGCCUCCCACCUGACCACCCACGACCGCUUGUGGUCCGUCCUGCCCUACAUGCGUCCCCUGGCCACCAUCAUCCGCGACACCCUGGGCCCCCAGUACGGCAAGGACGCCAACGGCGCCAGGUGCCACGACCUCCUGGGUACCCGGUGCGACCCUUACAUCAACGCCGUCCUGAGCCAGGACGCCCAGUACGACUUCCACUGCCACUCCAACCUCGUCAGGGCCGUCGCCCCCCACGGCCUCGUCGAGUCCGACGUCCACGACGUCAUCAACAUCUUCCAGGUCACCGGGCUGGAUGAGAGGGGGAGAUAUUUUAUGAGUCCCUGUCCGGCCGAUGAGGCUGAUGAGCUCGAGUUUCUUGCCGAGCAGGAUUUGUUGAUGGCUCUGAGCACCUGCCCUGGUGGUGACCUCUCGGCUUGGGGCUUCGGAGAAGACAGCGAGGCCGAGAUGAUCAAGUGCUGCCGUCCCCUGCACGUCAAGGUCUUUGAGCUGGAGGACAGGGACGUCCUGGUCAGGAAUGGGUGGAAACCUGCUGAGAAGGCAAAUUAUAGGGGUAUGCAUGGCAUGACGGUGCCUCAGGGCGAGGUCAGGAAGUGA